GCACAGCAGUCCCACGCUGGAUCGCGCCGGAGAGAAGAGCAACAGGUCGACCGAUCAGGCACAAGCGGGGGUCGUUGAGUCUCAGGGGAAGAUGGGUGUGGCGGUUGUUGUUCGUCCUGAAGUGUCCAUGGUUUGCGACGCGGGGUCGGUUUCCCGUCCCACCGGAACGAGCAGAGACGGGUCCUCGUGGGGCGGAAAAAUACCGCCACCGAAGGACGGGGUCCGGGAGAUAGCCUUACGCCCAACCACGGCGGCUGGGUCAAGCGGUUCUCGUGUCGUUGGUCUGCUGAUCUUGGCUUUGGCCUCAGCCAUCAAGCUGGGCAACGUGGAAAGCAGCAUGCUGGUUGAGCUUCCGUCGGGCUUCAGGUGCAUUUGGAACAACCUGCCGCACCUUGUCCAAAUCGCGGCCAUAUUGCUGAUGGUGGUGCUGAUGUACGGGGUUAGCAGGGUCUUCGACAGGGCGGACGACGCCAUGUCCGCUCGACUGUCCUCCGCCACAGCAGCGUUUCUGCACGAGAGAAGGCAGCAUUACCCUCCCCGAGUUGUCUACACGGCCACGAGGGAGAAAAAAUCCGCGGCGUCCACAGCGGUACGCGAUGCAGCGUUCCAGCAUAAGAGAGGGCACCACGCUCAGCGUUUUGGUACGAGCGAAGGCACCACCACCCUCCCUCCCCGUGUUUUCUAGACCACCACGAGAAUCAGAGCUGCGUCGUCUACGGCAGCAGGAGUACGCGUGGAAUAAUACAGGAAGAGGCCCCACGUGUGUUUGCCCUCGGGCCAGCCACCACCGCCUGAUUGCCCUUUUCCAGAGAGAGGGAAGUUUUUUAAGUUUCAGGUUUGGAAUGUGGGAGUCCCCCGGUAGUUUAAUUUGCUGAGCUGCCUUGUGGCCAUGAUCACCCGUUAGAGGUGAGCGCCGUUUCUUGUGGUCUUGGUGCAUAAAAAUAAAAAUAAAAACAAGUAUUCGAAUAUGUUGUUGGUGCCUGUCCACGGAAAGCGAAUGGAUGGCAUUGUGUGUGGGCAAAUUUUUCUCGCCACACCGCUUGUAGAAGCAUCGAGAUGCAACAAGGGCCUUGGCACGGGGCGGGGCGGGGCGUCAGGAUACAUGACGUUCGGGCGUGCACUCGGUAAUAAGUGUCGGUUUUGGGUGUUCGUCGUAAGAGGUGAAUUGCUGCCGCGUUUUGUGUGCCUAAAACUGAUUCCUUGGAGUUGAAUUCGUCGAGAGCGGAACGUCCGUAUACUAUUUGGGAGAGAGAGCAUCUCAUGCACUCGAUUCGUAUUGUUGAUUUGAUGGGGGUCCAUCGUACGACGUGAACAGUUUUUUUGUUUUGUGCUUGAAGCUGGUUCCUCGGAGUUAAACUCGCCGAGAGAGGAACGUCCAUAGACUACGUAAGAGAGAGAGUGUAUCAUGCACUCGAUUCGUGUUGUUGACUUGAUGGGGGUCCAUCGUAAGGUGAACAACUUUGUGCGUGAAGCUGGUUCCUCGGAGUUUAAUUCGUCGAGAGAGGAACGUCCGUGUACAGGAGAACGAGAGCAUCCCUUGCACUCGAUUCGUGUGUUGAUGAGUGUCCAUCGUCGGAGGUGAAUCCUCUCUUUAUUCUUAUUUUUUCUUGAGGGUGGUCCUCGAUUCGUCGAGGCGGCAACGUCUUAGUGUGGGAGCAUCUCGUGCACUAGAUUUGUGUCGAUUGUUGACGGGUGUUCUCCUCUUGAGGGGGAAUCACUGUUAGUUUUUGCGGGUGAAGUGAGUCCCCGGAGUUGAUUUUGUCGAGAGUGGAACGUCGACACAUUGGAGUUUAUAGUAGAUAUUAUGCCGACUAUUAUCUACUGGCUGUUGAUGGAUACCAGCUAAGUGUUGUUGCUGGGAACAUCAUGAGACUGGUGCAGGCGAGGAAAAGGGAUGCGGCACAAUGGUUGCAUUCGUUAGUAGGUGCGCUUGCGAAUGGGUGAAGAGCCGAUGUUUGAAGCAUUUUGCAAAGAGUCCGAAACCAACUUUCUUUGAGCGGCUGAAGUUGAAGGAGUCAGGCCAGUCCCAAGAACUGGUUCAGUGAGUAAUGCUGUGAAUUCCCGUGCGCAUGACCAAAAGACAAAAAUACUCUGAUGUCACUGCUGUGGCAUGAACUGCGCUGGUACUGUACCUUCUGAUAACGUAGCAGGAAUGUUUUCGAGGUUGAGGCGCUUGUUUUGUGCGGCAAAGAAACAACAGGCCGGGUGAGACAACUAACAUACCGGGGUCGUUCGUUCUUGCAAGCUUUCAUCGGGUACAGUUGUAGGGAUGGAAGUUUCGUGUUCUUGUCCAUCACGUAAUAUUGUAUGUAUAUAUUAUUGUAUGAUUAUUUUACGUCCCCCUGGGCCUACUCGUCUUGGAGUGUGUGGAGGGGUGGGCGUCAAAGAUUGUUGCCCGGAGCCAACCUCAAAAUUGACCGUCUCGAUUGUGGGGGGCGUUGCAUGUUUCCAGCACUUGGCGGCAAGGAUACCGGUGAUGGAAGAGUCACUUGAAAUACAUUCUGCUACUGCUGUAGCUGCCGGUGACACGCUCCCGUUGGUAUGGGUGUGUUCCAUGUGGGAGCUCAUCUACUGUAUUUCACCGGGGAGGAAUCAGUGCAGUUGUUGCGAGAGACCAACUACUAGGUUUAUUGAAUUCGAGAGGUUCGCAUAUAGAGUUUGCAUGUAUCCUGAAAAAAAUGCUAACGACCAAGACUGGCUGUAUCAGAAAUCAAUCCAUUGAAACCCGA
Molecule: messenger RNA, 2729 nt
Organism: Ectocarpus sp. CCAP 1310/34
Lineage: Eukaryota; Phaeophyceae; Ectocarpales; Ectocarpaceae
Source: the annotation of a GenBank genome assembly